AUGGAUGAGGACAACAUGACGAGGAGCGAGGAGCAGGAGCUGAGUCUGCAGAAGGCGCUGCAGCAGUGCGAGCUGGUCCAGAACAUGAUCGACAUCAGCAUCUCCAACCUGGAGGGGCUCCGCACCAAGUGCGCCGCCUCCAACGACCUCACGCAGAAGGAGAUCCGCACCCUGGAGGCCGCGGCGGGUUCCCCCGCGGCGCUGCGGUGCGCCCGAGUGAGGCUGCGCGCUCUGCAGGUGGCCCCGAGGUGGGUCCGGGACCACCGAACCCUACUGCCAGGACCCACCGGGGCCGCCCAGUCCCGGCCGCAGCCCCCCGGUAUCCUCCCGGAGAUCGCCCCUGGGCAGCUCAGCCUGGAGGAUCUGCUGGACAUGACCGAUGACCAGGUCUGUGCCACUGUGGAGAAGUUUGGGGCCAACAGCGAGGAGUGUGCCCGGCUGAACGCGUCCCUGUCCUGCCUCCGCAGCGUCCACAAGUCCGGCGGGAGCCUCUCCAAGCAGGACUGGACCAUCCAGUGGCCGAGCACGGAGCCGGGCAAGGAGAACAGCCCCGGCUGCCCCCCGGAGCCGGGACCCUGGGGCAGGACGCACCCGAGCCCCAAAGUCCAGCCCAAGUGCGGGCAGCACCACUGCCACGCCGGCUCGUCCCACGGCCCCAUGUACACGCACGUGGACCGCCUGACCGUGGAGGGCCACCCGGGGCUGUGCCCACCCCUGGAGUCCGGCCACCGCUCCCUGCCGCCGUCCCCCCGGCAGCGGCACGCCGCGCACACCCCCCCGCGCACCCCCAACAUCGUCACCACCAUGACCCCGCCGGGGACCCCCCCCGUGCGCCGCAGGAACAAACUGAAGCCCCCCGGGACGCCCCCGCCCUCGUCGCGGAAGCUGAUCCACCUCAUCCCGGGCUUCACGGCGCUGCACCGGAGCAAAUCCCACGAGUUCCAGCUGGGCCACCGCGUGGAUGAGGCGCACACCCCCAAAGUCAAGAAGAAGAACAAGCCCCUGAACCUCAAGAUCCACAACAGCGUGGGGAGCUGUGAGAACAUCCCGGCCCAGCGCUCCCCUCUGCUCUCCGAGCGCUCCCUGCGCUCCUUCUUCGUGGGGUACCCGCCCUUCCUGCCCUCCACCCCGCCCGUCCACACCGAAGCCACCUUCUCAGCAAAUACGCUGUCAGUGCCUCGCUGGUCCCCGCAGAUCCCCCGGCGGGAUUUAGGAAACUCCAUAAAACACAGGUUUUCCACCAAGUACUGGAUGUCUCAGACCUGCACCGUCUGCGGGAAGGGAAUGUUGUUCGGCUUAAAAUGCAAAAACUGCAAGCUCAAGUGCCACAACAAAUGCACCAAAGAGGCCCCCCCGUGUCACCUGCUGAUCAUCCACCGCGGAGAUCCAGCAAGGUUAGUCCGGACAGAGUCGGUGCCCUGCGACAUCAACAACCCCCUGAGGAAGCCCCCCCGCUAUUCGGACCUGCACGUCAGCCAAACGCUGCCCAAAACCAACAAACUCAACAAGGACCACAUUCCAGUGCCCUACCAGCCAGAUUCCAGCAGCAACCCCUCGUCCACCACGUCGUCCACGCCGUCCUCGCCGGCGCCGCCGCUGCCGCCCAGCGCCACCCCCCCGUCCCCGCUGCACCCCUCCCCGCAGUGCCCGCGCCAGCAGAAGCAGUUCAACCUGCCAGCCUCCCAUUACUACAAGUACAAGCAGCAGUUCAUUUUCCCAGAUGUGGUGCCUGAGACGCCGACCCGAGCCCCACAGGUCGUCCUGCACCCCGUCACCUCCAACCCCAUCCUGGAAGGAAACCCAUUGCUUCAAAUUGAAGUGGAGCCCACCUCGGAGAACGAGGAAGGCGCCGAGGAGGUGCAGGAGUCCGAGGACGACUUCGAGGAGAUGAACCUCUCGCUGCUCUCGGCGCGCAACUUCCCGCGCAAGGCCAGCCAGACCAGCAUCUUCCUGCAGGAGUGGGACAUCCCCUUCGAGCAGCUGGAGAUCGGCGAGCUCAUCGGCAAGGGCCGCUUCGGGCAGGUGUUCCAUGGGCGCUGGCACGGCGAGGUGGCCAUCCGCCUCAUCGACAUCGAGCGCGACAACGAGGACCAGCUCAAGGCCUUCAAGAGGGAGGUCAUGGCCUACCGCCAGACCCGGCACGAGAACGUGGUGCUCUUCAUGGGGGCCUGCAUGAGCCCUCCCCACCUCGCCAUCAUCACCAGCCUGUGUAAAGGACGGACUCUCUACUCCGUGGUGAGGGACGCCAAAAUUGUCCUGGACGUCAACAAGACGAGGCAGAUAGCACAAGAAAUUGUGAAGGGAAUGGGAUACCUGCAUGCCAAGGGCAUCCUCCACAAGGACCUCAAGUCCAAGAAUGUCUUCUACGACAACGGGAAGGUGGUGAUCACCGACUUCGGGCUCUUCAGCAUCUCCGGGGUUCUCCAGGCGGGCAGGAGGGAGAACAAGCUGCGCAUCCAGAACGGCUGGCUGUGCCACCUGGCCCCCGAGAUCAUCCGGCAGCUCUCGCCCGACACCGAGGAGGACAAGCUGCCCUUCUCCAAGCACUCGGAUGUCUUUGCACUGGGCACCAUCUGGUACGAGCUGCACGCCCGGGAAUGGCCCUUCAAGACGCAGCCAGCAGAGGCAAUAAUCUGGCAGGUGGGAAGAGGGAUGAAGCCCAACCUCAGCCAGAUCGGGAUGGGCAAGGAGAUCUCGGACAUCCUGCUGUUCUGCUGGGCCUACGAGCAGGAGGAGAGGCCCACCUUCACCAAGCUCAUGGACAUGCUGGAGAAACUGCCAAAGCGGAACCGCCGCCUUUCCCACCCGGGGCACUUCUGGAAGUCGGCAGAGUAA
Molecule: messenger RNA, 2835 nt
Organism: Haemorhous mexicanus (house finch)
Lineage: Eukaryota; Metazoa; Chordata; Aves; Passeriformes; Fringillidae
Gene: KSR2
Product: kinase suppressor of ras 2
Exons: 19
Coding region: 1-2835 (944 amino acids)
Biological process (GO): protein phosphorylation
Molecular function (GO): protein kinase activity; ATP binding
Source: RefSeq, a predicted model, not a curated record